Messenger RNA from Drosophila elegans, 7819 nucleotides. It is a transcript of the gene Ptip, whose product is annotated as PAX-interacting protein 1. Gene Ontology annotation, cellular component: MLL3/4 complex. The record is from RefSeq and is a predicted model, not a curated record. Lineage: Eukaryota; Metazoa; Arthropoda; Insecta; Diptera; Drosophilidae. Bases 275 to 6991 code for a protein of 2238 amino acids. The transcript is spliced from 7 exons.
UCAUACUGGUGGAAGGCUCAGCGGUAAUAAACGAGAAAAAGCCAAAUUUAAAUGCAAUUUUUCCGUAUUAAAUUGCAAUAGAAAUGCACUUCAGGUUGUGCACUGCAUUGCCCACCGACAUCAGAAGUUCGCGAACGGCUUGAAGUCGCGCCGAGAAAGGAAAACACGCUGAAAUGUAGAUGCCCACAAGCAGCCGCCGCAGCAGCAAUAACAAAAGCAAAAGUGAAAUUAGCGCCGCCAAAGAAGUGCAAGUGCUCAAUAGUGAGGCGGCGCCAUGGAGAACCUCAAGAUAAGCGACAAACUGUUUGAGGAUGUGAUCUACUUUGUAAUGGGAAACCUGGACGAAGAGAUCGAACGUUUUCUCAAGAGCGGUGGCGCCCAAUCUAAGAUCUUUCUGUCGGACCAGAUCACGCAUAUGAUAUGCGCCACCAACUACAACGAGGAGGAGCUGUCUCUGAAUCUGGACCUUUACAGUGCAAUUCCCGUGACCGAACAAUGGAUCGUGCACAGCGCAAAACUGGGCCGAAUGGCCUCCACACGGGCCUUCGAUCCAAGUCCCAAUCAGAUGCGUCUCAUGCGCGGCAUUAGGGCGGCCAUCACCAAUGUGGUGGCCGGAGAUCGGAGGCGCCUCUACGCCAUGCUGACCUACCAUGGUGCCGUCGUUACGCAUAGUUUUGGGGCCACUAACACGCAUCUGGUAUGCGGAGCGGCCAAUGGUGGCAUCUACAACAAGGCGCUGGCGCUGCCCAAAAAUGCCAUCAUCAUUGUGACUCCCGACUGGGUGACGGACAGCCUUAAGUACAAAAACUGCAUGCCUGUAGAGACGUAUCAUCCCAGGCUACUGAAGCCCACUGAAAAGCAGCGAACGCAGAAGCAGACGGCCACUCAGCAACAACAAAUCCAGCAGCAACAAUUGCAACAUCAGCAGCAGCUGCAACAACAACAGCUUCAACAGCAACAACAACAGCAGCAACAGCAGAUAAUGCAGCAGCAGACAUCUGCUACAUCCACACUGUCGGACAUCCUGGGCUUUGGCGAGGACAGUGCGGCGGCCAAGAGCAUAGCUAGCAUUAAGUCCCAGCUGCAAGCUUCCGCGGAACAAAUCCAGCAGCAACAAUUGCCCGCCCAGCAACAGGUGGUCUUUGUGCGACCUCAGCCGCAAGCCCAGCAGGCACCGCAACAAGCGCCGCACCAGUUGCAGCAAGGCGGGUCUCAGGUACCGGCUCCACCUCCACACCCGCAGCAUCAACAGCAAUUAAUUAUUCAGCAGCAGAAGAUUAUUCCCGGAAAUCUGCAGCAGCAACAACCGAAUCAGCAACAGAUUAAAACAAUACUACAGCAGCAGAGGCAGAUAAAAAACACACAGCAACAGCAACAAAUUCAAAUGAUUCAGCAGCAGCAACAAUUGAUGCAGCAGGAUGCCCAGGUACAUCCACAGCAGCUUCCACAGCCGCAACCUCAACCGCAUCCCCAGCCACUUCCACAGCAGCACCCACAACAACAGUCGCCUAGGCUGCCAACAACUCCGACAGGUCGCCAGACACCACGAACACCAUCGACAACACCGCAGCCCGUCCAGUCCCCUCAGCAUCACCAACAAAUAGUCCAACAACAACAGGUGGUGCAGCAACAAGUGGGUCAACAACAAACUAUUGUGCAACAGCCGCAAAUAGUUCAGCAAAUAGUGCAGCAACAAGUUCAGCAGCAACAACCACAACAACAAUCUGUGCCCGUUUCUCCGCAAGUCAUACACCAACACCUUAUGCGGCAGCAACAAAUUUUGAACCAGAAUCAAAUGCAAUUGCAGCAAAUCGUUCAAAGCGGACAAGCUUUAACCCCACAACAGCAGCAACAACAGAGACAAAUUCAGCAGCAAUUACAACAGGUUUUGCAGCAGCAACAACAAUUACAGAUGCAAAUGCAGCAGCAGCAACAGCAGCAGCAAAAUCUGCAACAACAGUCGCCGCGGAUGGUGCAAAACCGUUCGCCGGUGAUGCCGCCAAGUACGCCGUCACCAUCCUUGCAACAGCAACAACACCAUGCCACCAGCAACAUGUUGCCACCACAGUCACCGCGACAACUACAAUCGCCGGCUCCACAGAUGACACCACCACCACCGCCCUCGCCGCAAAGCGCCCAGCAGCAACAUAUGCGCCAGCAGCAACAACAACAAAUGCAGCAGAGUCGCCAACAGCACAUGAUGGGCUCUCCGCAGCAGCCACAACCGCCUUCUUUGAUGUCUCCGCAGCAACAGCAACAAAUGCAACCCUUCCAACAGCCCGUACAUCAGCAACAGCGCAUGCAAAUGCAGCAGCAGCAACAAUUGGCCCAGCAACAACAGCAGCAGCAGCAGAGUCCACAGCAUAUUUCUCCCCAGUCACCCCAGAUUUCACAAACCCCACCAAUGCAAGCCAAACUCCAUCAGCACCAGGCUGUUCCAGGACAUACCGCCCAGCCGCAACAAUCAUUCUCUCAACAGAAACCCAUUGAUCCCACGGAUCCUGUUCAGGUGGCUCAGGUAUUGAGUCGUUCAGCAUUGAGUAGCAAUCAAGACUCGUUGAUAAUGAGGCAACAACAACUGAAGCAGCAGCAGUUGCAACAACAGCAGCAACAAAUGGCACCACAACCACAGCAGCAACAAAUACCUCAGCAACCCCAGCAGCAACAACCACAACAGCAACACACCCCGUCACCGCGACAAUCUCCGCUGCAGCAACAACCCACCACGCCUACCCUACAACAGCAGACACAACCACAAAAUCCUCAACAACAACAACAACAGCAGCAGCAACAACAACAGCAGCAGCAACAACAACAGCAGCAGCAACAACAGCAGCAACAACAAGUCUUGGCUCAGCAACAACCUCAACCUGGACAACAAGUCAUAACCCAGCGGCACGUCAUUAACACAUCCACAGCCCAAGGUCAACAAAUCAUUCAGAGCCAUAUGUCUUUGGCCUUGCAAAAACAGCAGCAAAUGUUGCACGUCCAACAACAAACGCAACAGCAGCCGCAACAACAACAACAGCUUACUCAGGUACAGCAACAGCUUCCCCAGGCAUCGCAACAACAACAACAGCUACCACAGCAGCACCCACAACAACAACAAGUUCAAUUUACACAACAACAACAAAUCGCGCUUGGCGGUGGCGGUCAAGUGCGAAUAAUUCAACAAACAAUUCAGAGACCACCAACCAAUGUGCAGCAACAGCAACAGGUUUCACAACAGCAACAGAUUAUUAGUCAAUUUCCACAGCAACAGCAACUGCAACAACAACAGCCUCAGCAGCAAAUCCUUGGAGUUCAGCAGUCACAGCAGCAUCCACAACAAAAAACCUUUAUUAUUAGUCAGCAGCACUUUAAUCAGCUUAGCGCGCAUCAGCAACAACAAAUUCUCGCGCAGAAUCCGCAAAGCCAAAACGUUUAUGUAGUCAAUCAGACGCAACAGCAACUUGUGCAACAACAACAAAUGUUGCAGCAGCAGCAGAUUAUACCGCAGCAGCAACAACAGCAACGUAUGCAAAUGCAACAGCAGCCGCAACAGAUUGUUGUUAACCAGCAGAUACUUAGCGAUCCGCAGCGCUUGCAGUACCUACAACAACAGCAGUUGAUGCAAAAACAACAACAACAACAACAGCAGCAACAGCUUGUGGGACCACCGCAACAACAGCAACAAAUACUUAUUCAACAACAGCAACCCUCCCAACAGCAGCAGAUAUUGCAGCAAAAGCUUCCCAACGAUCCCCAGCAGCAACAGCAGCAAAUAAUGCAGCUCAUCACGCAGCAACAACUGCCGCAACGCACGCCUCCCCCACAACAACAACAGCUCCUACUGCAGCAACAGCAGCAAUCACCGCAACACCAUCAAAUGCAGCAGCAGCACUGGUCACCCCAGAGUCCUGCUGGCGGUCAGAUGGCGCCCAGCACUCCGGGAACACCCACUAGUAGUGUGGGAAUGCAAUCACCGUUGCCCGUCGGACCAACAACUCCGCAGCAGCAGCCACAAACACAGCCACAAUUUGUUCCGCGUGGACUGCGCCCGCAAACCUCAUGGCCCGGGCAGCCACAACAACAGCAACCGCAACCCCCUCAGCAACAACAGCAGAUCGUGCUACCGCCACCCCAACAACAGCAACAACAACAUCAGCAACAGACACAGGUGGCGCAACAACAACAGCUGGUACUGCAGCAGCCACAACAACAGAAAAUAGUGGUAGACGAAAAGACGCACGCGCAUAUUAUGUCCCUGGAUGCCCACAAGCGUGCCGAGUACAUAACCAAGUUGAAUCAGCAGAACAACCCUCGAGUAAUGUUGCGCCAGCAAGUGGCCUACCAGCCACGACCGGGAGCCCCGGGCAACAUAGUCACCACGCGACCGGCCGGUCCCGUUCCGCCCGGCCACAUUAUUGUUCAACACCAAAUGCCACCGGGAUUGACGCAACAGCAACAGGUACUCUGGCUGCAGCAGCAGCAAGGGAAACGUAAGGUUGUUGUGCGCGCCGGAACUCCUGGCCUGAGUCCGAUACAGCAGCAACCGGGAGUGGGACCGCCACAGCAGCAACAGUCGCCGCAACAACAACCCUUCAAUCCAAAUGAUCCUAACCAGCAAAUGCUGAUGCAGCGCCAACAGUUGCGCGUCCAGCAGAUUCCCAUCCAGCAACAGGGGCCUCAGCAAAUGGGCAAGCAAACGGUGCAGCUCAUCACUGGACCCAACGGACAGCUGAUAGAACAACAAACGAUCGUUCAACAGCCGCAGCAACAGUCCACUCCGGGCACGCCCACCACUCCAGGCGCUGGGGGCGUUUUGGCUGGAAAUGCCAACAUAAUGACGCAAACUUUGGUCAUGACUUCAACAACUCCCGACGGACAGCCACAGCAAACACCGCAACAGAUGAAUCUGAAAACCAAGACGGCCCUGGCUAACAUGCUGAGCAACCGCUUGGGAAAUAACGGAGCUCAGACGCCGCAGCAGCAACUGAUUCAAUUACCCGAUGGUCAGCAACAGCAGCAGCCACAACAACAACAACAGAUUGUCCAACAGGUGGUUGUGACCGGAGCCAUUCAGCAGCAGCAACAACAAUUGUUACUGCAGCAACAGCAGCAACAACAAAUGGUCGUCCAACAGCAACUGCCACCGCAGCAACAUGUGGAGCCGCCGUCGGCAGCUGGCGCACUCAGAAUGAUGGGCCAGCAACAUAACGCAUCCGCCGGUGUGCCAGGACCACCGCGAACGCAGCAGGAGUUGUUGAUGUUGCAGCAACAACAGCAGCAACAAAUGCUGCAACAACAGCAAAUGCGUAGAGUGGUUGCCGUACCACAACAACAGCAGCCACUGCAGCAGCAUCUGGUCCAACAGCAGAUCGUGGUCGCUCCGCCACAGUCGCCGCAGCAGCAGCAGCAACAGAUGGCUGUGGGUGUGGGCGUGGGAAUGCCAGUGCAGCGGACACCUCACAGCUACACUCCAACCCGUACCGGGCAGCCACCGAUGCCACAAUUCUAUGGUCACAAUCCGAACCUCAAAUUGCCCGCGGAUCUGUUUCUGGUGGGCUGUACGUUCUAUAUCGUGGAAUACGACGAAACAGACGGCGAUGAGCUCCCCAUCUGGCUUGAUACGAUCAGGCAGUUUGGCGGUGACAUCGAACGCGUCUACUGUCCCCGGGUGACGCACGUCAUCUGCCGUACCCAGCGGCACGGCGUGGUCAUGCAGGCUUUACGGGAUGCCAAGCGAUGCGUCACCGCCUACUGGCUAAGUGAUAUUUGCCUCAAGCGGCAGCUGAUGCCGCCCUGGCAGCCACUUCAUCUGCCAUUCCCCAGCCAGUUUGGCUAUCGGAAGCCAUUGGAACGCUACAUCGUUACCUCUGAGGGAUUCGAGGGCGAGGAGGUCGUGAGGCUACAGCAGAUGGCCGAGGAAUGCGGAGCCAUCUACACCUCGUAUUUGUCCAAGGUGAACACUGUGGUCGUGUGCAAGCAGCUCGAGGGCAACAAGUUCAACGCGGCCAAGGAGUGGAACAUCCCGAUGGUCAAUGCCCUUUGGCUGAGCGACGUCUGCAUCGGCAACCUGAGUGGCCUCUCCCAGUACGACAAUCCCAAGUACCAGCAGUACAAUCUAGUCCCCCCCUUCCGCAUCGAAUGCAACUUGGUGGCGCAUCUGCUAACUGCAUGGAAAGCGCCCAUUAAUCUCACCCAGGAGGCACACGAGCGAGUCAAGCGUCAUCUCUCCGAUCCGUACGGCAACGAGCUCAAACUGAAGCGCCAGAAGAUGAACUCAUUCCAGCAGGAGCAGCUUCCAGAACAAAUUGUCUGCCUUGAAUAUCCCACAACCACUAAGCCGCCGAAGGUUAUUUUCUCCCAGGUUGCCGAUGCGGAGGCACUUAAAAAGGCAGUGUUAAUUUUGGGUGGAAUUGUGGUGGACAGCCCCGCAGAUGCCACUCACCUGGUAAUGACACGCGAGAGUCGUACCUGCAAACUGAUUCAGGCCUGCUGCCAUGUGGACUUUGUGCUCAAGUCAAGUUGGAUUGCGGAUAGUGCAAAGGCUGGUAAAUUUGUGCCGACCGACCCGUAUCGCAUCCAGCACAUACCGGUGGACGAGAACUUACAAUUCAAUUUGAACACUGUUCUGUGCGCACCCACUCGUUCCACGCUGUUUUCGGGGAAAUACUUUCACGUUACGCCGGACGUGUUCCCAGCCCGCGAGGAAAUUAUCCGAAUGAUUGAAUCGUCUGGUGGUAAAGUGGAAGCAAAACGCAGAACCGGUAGCGCUGUGGCGGAAACACACAUUCAGGCGCCCGACUCCUACAUCAUAGUGACCUGUCCCACGGACAUGCAUCUUUGCGCAGAUCUCACGCGGCACGGGAACCCAAAAUGCCACAUUGUGUCCACGGAGUUCGUCAUGAGCUCGAUACUUAGGCAGCAGCUGGAGAUUGAGCCCAACCUGAUACCCUACUUGUAUAACAACAACAAUGUCAAUAGCUGCAACAGUAACAAGUCCUAGCGCCGUGUGUUCUGGUUACUGUAGAGCUGAGAUAAGAUAUUUAGAUCAUUAUAUAUUCACAAAAGAAUUUAUGCGAGCUGUUAUAUAAGUAUGUAAGAGGAGCAUGACAGAGAGCCACUUUAAAAAGUGUAAUUGGCCGACUUAGGCAAUUAUUUCUAGCCUGCCCCGUUUUCUUAUGAUACACAUCAACACGAAACUAGUCCACAGAAUUCGUCAAUUCAUAUGGGCAUGCAUGUAGGGUCUUGGGCACAUCGUCAUAUCGGUCUGAGUAAUAGGUAAUGCAUCCCUCUAUUUUAAAAUAAUCAAUUUUUAUCGGUUUCUUAGCCUUUGCACUAACUCACUUUCAAUUGUACAUAUUUCUAAUAAUAGAGAAUAAUCUUACUUUUUUCAAUCUGCUAAUAACACAAAAAUAGAUUCUAUAUUUAAAUAGAGGCGAUCCAUAUAUCAAACAGCAUGAUGAUUAUUGUUGUGGACCAUAUUAAAUUUUUGUAUACAUAAAGCAAUGUUUGACCGGACCGAUGUCUAUAGAAAUUAUGAUGUAGCAUGUAACAAAAGAACUACCUUAAUUAGUGAUAGGAUACAAAAUAAAUACAAUCAUUUUAUAUAUAUUUUUGUAGGUUCAGGAACCAUUACCCUUAGGCAGUCACAAAAAUAACAAAAAAAUAUACACAUACAUAUAUUUCUUAGAGUAUACGAAAUGUUUCACAGAAAUUUAUAUUGUCGGCUAUUAGAAUUUUAAGAACUUUUCAUAUACAUAGGUAAAGCCAAUAUUUUCCGAAUUAAUAUUAAUUUUAGUUAGGCAUUGUACGAAGUGUAUGAAAUAAAAUA